AGUUCCUUUCUUUUAAGUGAAAAGGCGAGCACUGUAGACCAGUGACCCAAAGAUAACUUAGGCUGGCUGGUCCGGCUGAAUAUACAAGAACAGAAAUUUUGUCGAUAUUUAACAAGAAAUAACUGGAUUUGAAGUACGUGAUAUAAUGGAAUUGAAUUUGAGGAUCAUCGUCUCUUUGAUGCUCGUUGUUGCUGCCUCUGGUCAAGUUGAAGAUUCGAACCAGAAUAAUGACUAUUAUCGAAGACACUAUCAGUGCCCUCAAGGAUGGGUUCAGAGAUGCAACCGAUGCUACUUAUAUGUAAACCAGCCAAUGCAAUGGGUUGAUGCCCAAUAUUACUGCAGGAGGCUUGGGGGUGAUUUGGUCACAAUUCGUGACUGGGCAACCAACUACUUCAUGUUCCGCAUCGUGAGGCAUUUCGAUCGGAGGCGAAGAACAGUAUGGAUCGGUGCUAACGAUCGCAGAACCGAAGGCACAUUCGAAUGGUCUGAUGGAACUAGAGCUAGCAGAUACAGUUUCCGUUGGUUUGCUCCGGGGGAGCCUGAUGACGAAUCUCCGGGCCAAGACUGCGUCGAACUGCAAACGCGGGGCAGACGCAGAUUCUUGUGGUAUGAUCAUUUUUGCGAGGACGAGCAAACCUUUAUCUGUCAGGCCAACGCUUGUUACGAAGGGCAAUUUCGAUGUGAUAAUGGAAAGUGCAUUACAAAGUAUGCAGUGUGCGACCGUAUCAAUGAUUGUGGGGACAAUUCGGAUGAGAGAAAUUGCAAACACUGUGGAGGGAAGCUUGGGGGAACAAAUGGCUCUUUUACGUCACCAGAGUACCCUAAGUUUUACCCAUCUGAUUCAGACUGCACUUGGAUAAUCACGGUUCCUUUGAAGACAAAAGUGGAACUGUCAUUCAAAGAAAUUCACCUGGAGCCUGGGUUCGAUUAUGUUGAUGUUUACGAUGGGCCAACCUCGUCUUCAAAGAUCAUUGCUCGAUUGAUGGGUCUAGGCAAGGUGACACCUUUGCUGUCAUCUGGUAACCAAAUGCUGGUCCGAUUUGUAUCUGAUGAGUCGAUCGAGAAUAAAGGGUUCUUGGCUAACUACAGGGCAGUGACGGACAGCUCUUGUGGAGGAGCAUUGAAUGUUGGUAAAGGUCAAGUGCGGGAAAUCCUUUCAUCAAAUUAUCCUUCACAUUAUCCAACAAAUUCCAAAUGCACUUGGACGAUUACUGCCGACCCAAACAGUGUACUGAGCCUCCGUUUUAUUGACUUUGAAACCGAACUUAUCAAUGAUGUGGUAGACAUAAGGGAUGGUGUUUUGAGCACAGAUAAAUUGAUCGCCAGAUUGUCAGGCGCACAGACUGGGCAAACGUUUAUUUCGACUGGAGCAGGAUUCACGAUGAAGUUCACGUCAGAUCAUGCCAUUGGGAGAAGAGGUUUUAAGGCAGUCGUGUACGGAGGUUGUAACAUCGAACUUAAUGCAACGAAAGGUGUAAUUUCCAGUCCAGGAUUUGGCUAUAAAAACUACCCAAAUAUGUUAGAUUGCACAUGGAAAAUCAACGAACCAAACGGAAGAAACAUCGACUUAUUGUUUCAUUUUUUCGACACUGAAUUGUACUUUGAUGUUUUGGAUGUGUUGAACGGCAACACCGGUGCCUCGAUCAAACGAUAUUCUGGAGAACUUGCGAGGCUGGCUUCGGAAGCCUGGAUCCUAGAUACAGCUACGUCCAAGUUAGAUGUUACCUUUAAGUCAGAUUACAGUUACAGCAAAAAGGGAUUUCGAAUUUCUUUCUCCGUUGGAUGCCCCAAGUUACUGGUUCCGGAGCACGGAUCCAUAAGCACAAUGCAAACAAACUUUGGAGUUCGGGUUACUUACAAAUGCAACAGUGGCUAUAGGCUUAAUGGCAGUGCGACAACAACUUGUCUUUUUGGAGGAAUGUGGUCUGCGAAAGCUCCAAAAUGCCAAGAAAUCAUUUGUGGUCCCCCCGGAACCAUUACAAAUGGCAUGUAUCAAAUCAACGGCAGUUACAACUUCAAUAGCACAGCAACAUACUCUUGUUUUGGGGGGUACCAGUUGAACGGAAGUCGAGUUCGUCGUUGUCAAGAAAAUGGACUGUGGUCCGGAACUUUGCCAACUUGCAUAAACGUUGGUUGUGGAGACCCUGGGACACCUGCAAACGGAGCAAGAAGCACGAGCAAUACUAAAGUUGGUGCAGUUAUGUCUUUUUCUUGCAACUCCGGAUUCAACUUGCUCGGAUCAAAAACUAUAAUUUGUGACGCAGAUGGAAAGUGGUCCGGACCCAUUCCUACCUGUAAACGUAUCUUCUGUGCGGUCGUACCACCACCGGUCAAUGGAAAGUACUUGCUAGGCCCGAACAGCACAGUUCCAGCUCUAAUCCAAUAUGGCGGAAUACUUACCUUUGCUUGCAAUAGAGGCUAUCUCAUGAGAGGCUCAGAGUCGAUCAUUUGCCAAGCUAAUGGAAAUUUCAACGACACUGCUCCUCAAUGUUUUGACAUCAACGAAUGUAGCAAUGUACCUUGCAAAGGACCUGGAGCUGUCUGUACCAACACUGUUGGGUCGUACAUAUGUAGCUGUAGAGCAGGAUACCAGAAAGUUAAAGGACAGAAAGACACUUGCGAAGAUAUUGACGAAUGUGCAGUUAACAAUGGUGGAUGUGCCCACAACUGUACUAAUACGGCUGGGAGCUAUCACUGCAGUUGCUGGGAAGGAUACUAUUUGUAUGAUGGCAAGGAAGGUUUGGUUCCAGAAGCGACUGUCAACCGCACUUGUUUAGGUGUCAAGUGCCCACCACCACCACCUUUGCUGAAUGGAGUUAGAGCGUUUUCAUCGAUCCGAUAUCCAGCGCUUGUUAUAUCUCAAUGUAAUGCUGGAUAUUUACGAACUGGCCCAAGAGAGAUUCGGUGCUUGAAAUCAGGCAGCUGGAGUGGUGGCUAUGCUGCGUGCAAUGCGGUUAAUUGUGGAGAUCCUGGGGCAUCAGUAAAUGCGAUCACCAACGUCACAGAUGGAUCGAACUUUAUGUCAAAAAUCAAUUACGAAUGUUUGGAGGGACACAUCAGAGAGAAUGGAUCACUCCAAAGAGAGUGUCUAGCAAACAAGACACAUGCCUUCUGGACAGGCUUGCCCCUUGUUUGCAAAAGGAUUUCAUGUGGAAGAUUAACGGAAAUCGCCAAUGGCAAACUGGUGUAUUUGAAUGGAACUCUUUUUGGAGAUAAAGUCGUGUAUGAAUGCCAACCCGGAUACAGUCUGACAGGAGGGAGUCAGGAGAGAACAUGCUCCUUGCGUGGUACCUGGUCAGGAACUGAACCAAAUUGCCAAGCUCAACCGUGCCCAGAUCCUGGUGUUCCAAAAUACGGAAAAAGGAAAGGAAUUUCUGUAAUUGGAGAAACAGUCGUAUAUAGCUGCAUCUCUGGCUACUCUCUGUCUGGAGAUGAAAACCGCACGUGCAGUUUUGUGAGUGGAGAAGGACUGGUGUGGUCUGGCGUUUUGCCUCAAUGUAAAGAUUCUCAGCCUCCUUCCUUCGGAGACACAUGUCCCAACAGCACCGUCGUGGCUUUACCUAAAGGAGAAGCAACCAUGUACUAUUCUUGGACUGUGCCAACAGCAACAGACAACAGUGGAAUACCACCGAAUGUGACAGUAACGCCAAUUUCGAUGCCCCCUCUCCAGUUAGGACCUGGAGUUACUUCAAUCACCUAUCUUGCGGAAGAUGCAGAAGGAAAUACUGCCAAUUGCACUUUUGCAAUAACAGUUGAAGAUAAAGAAGCACCAGUAACUGAAUGUCCGAAGAACGUGAUCAUAUCAAGCGACUUGCCUGUUAUUGCCUAUUGGGGAAGUGGGUAUGCCAAAGAUAAUACUCGUAUUGCAAGUAUCGUCUUCAACCCUCCAAACGGAACAACAUUCAUGUCUGACUCUCGAAAUCUAGUGACGAUGAAUGCUACAGAUCUUUAUGGCAAUCAAGCUUCAUGUAUGAUGGAAGUAUUUGUGAAAGGAUGUGGCUGUCCGAACAGCAGAACUUGCAAUAUCCAUCCGGACAAUGGUGUUGCAUCUUGUCAUGUCAAUUUGCCCCCAAUAUCCUGCAAUAUUUUUUGCAAUACAAACUACACGAUAGCAGAUAAGACUGCGACAUCACUCACCUUACACUGUCCUGGCGGAAACUGGACUCAACCAUCACCUGGUUGUGCAUUGAAAAAGCCUGUUGAUAUUUGCCACGAGUUUACUGCAGUUUCCGAAUACAACUCUGCUGCAUUAAGUAAAGUAACAAGUUCAUCCCAGCUGUUCAGUGUCUCUGAUUCGCUGGUCACCUACCUAAAUGGGCGGACAUUGCCAGCAUGUGCAGAUAUGAAGCUAUCAAGGUUUUCUUUGUAUACGUCUUCAUCAUCAACCCUACAAGUAAAGUCAAGAAUAAGAGUCUCGUUUGCAUCAUCGGUUGCCAUACAAAACAUGACCCAUGUGAGGCUAAGUUACUGUGUUGCCGCUUUGAAAGCCGACAUAAAUAACCUUCAAUCAAAUGUAACUGCUGCGGUUGUUCCAAUCGGGUCGUAUUCCUGUCAACGUGUGUUUGUAGAUUCAGACCGGACAUGUUGUGAUGGCACUAAAGAAACCUGUUGCCCAGGCAACAAUGUUUAUGUCAAGACCUCAUAUCUGGCUACGGAUUAUUGUUACGCCUGCACCCCUGGAAUGUAUUAUGAUUCAACAACGCAGAAUUGUCUUGGAUGCCCAGUGAACAUGUAUCAAAACAUUAGCGGCCAAGCCAGCUGUGUUCAAUGUCCGUCCGGUUCAGGAACUCUAAGAACCCACUCAAAGAAAUGCCUAGAAUAUUGUAAAGUUGGCACAUUUUCUUGCGAUGGUUUCGGUCCCGUUUGUCGCCCGUGUCCAAUUGGCGAGUACCAAUCGUCUCAGAAGUCGACCAAAUGUGUCAAAUGCCCGUCUGGCCAAUCAACAAAAUCAACUGGAGCAAAGUCAAUAGCGGAAUGUGUAGAUCCUUGCGCUGCGGGUAACUUUUCAGGUGAUGGAUACAGCCCUUGCGAACAAUGUCCCAUUGGCACUUUCCAACCCAACACUGGCCGAGUGGUCUGUUAUCCUUGCCCUGGCGGAGGAACAUUUGGCGGCAAAACAGGCGCAGUCUCAGUUUCAGAAUGUCCAACCAACGAUUCUUGCUACGCUUCGCCCUGUCAGAACAACGGCACGUGCAUUCGUGGUGAAUUUGCUUACUCAUGUAAGUGUGCAGAUGGUUACACUGGCAAAGACUGCGAGAUCGAAGUCGAUGAAUGCGCUUCGGCGCCAUGUCAGAAUGGGGGCAACUGCACCGAUUUAGUGAACUCGUAUACCUGUACGUGCCCUCCUGGAUAUACAGGAUCGAACUGCGAGAUUGACAUCAAUGAAUGUGAAAGUCAGCCUUGUAUGCACGGGGGUACCUGCGUUGAUGGCGUAAAUUCGGUGACAUGCAUUUGUAGGCCUGGCCUGACAGGAGAGUUCUGCCAAACAGACAUCAACGAGUGUGCUUCUAGUCCAUGUCAAAAUGGAGCGACUUGUCUCAACUUAGUGAACCGUUAUUUAUGUCUCUGUUCGCCUGGCUAUUAUGGGGUAAACUGUGAAAAUGAGACUGAUGAGUGUUUGUCGAAGCCUUGCCGAAACAAUGCAACGUGUAUUGAUCAGGUGAACAAUUUUAAGUGUGAUUGCCAACCCGGGUUUGCAGGCAGAAUCUGUGAAGUGGAUAUCAAUGAGUGUUUGACUGACCCAUGCACCAAUAAUGGAACUUGUUUGGACAAAGUUAAUGACUAUCAAUGUAUCUGCCAGGCAGGGUACACCGGGAAGAACUGUUCAAUUGAUAUCGACGAGUGUGCCACAACACCUUGUAAAAACGGUGGAUCCUGUACAGAUCAAGUUAAUAGCUUUGAGUGCACUUGUUUGGCUGGAUAUACAGGAAAACGAUGUGAAAUUGAUAUCAAUGAAUGCGCCUCAAGUCCUUGCAGAAAUAACGCUACUUGUGUUGACCAGGUGAAUUCAUACAACUGUACUUGUCAUCCUGGAUUCUACGGCGAUCAUUGUGAAAAUGAGACAAAUGAAUGCGUUCCAAAUCCUUGUAUCUAUGGUGACUGCGUAGAUUUAGUUGCUGACUACAGAUGUGAUUGUAUGGCUGGUUUCACUGGGAAAGACUGCGAUCAUAAUAUCGACGACUGCGCGUCACUUCCGUGUCAGAAUUCUGGGAAUUGUACGGAUUUCGUUAAUGGCUAUAACUGCACAUGUGCGCCAGGAUAUACAGGUGUAAACUGUGAGACUGACAUCAAUGAAUGUAGUCCUGAUCCAUGCCGUGGAAAUGCUUACAACUGCACAGAUCUGAUCAAUGGAUUUUACUGUAACUGCAAACCAGGGUAUAGAGGACGAUCAUGCGAGAUUGAGAUAGACUACUGCACGCCAAAUCCCUGUUUGUACAACAGUACAUGCAUGAAUGUAAAAGAUUCAGCCUCGUUCAAGUGUAAUUGUACCGAUGGAUAUAUCGGUGACACUUGCGGAACCGAGAUUAAUGAGUGUGCAUCGAAUCCAUGCCAGAAUGGAGGAACUUGCGUUGACCUGGUUGCAGCAUACACUUGUAGCUGUCUGCUAGGCUUUACUGGUUUGAAUUGUGAAGUCAAUAUUGAUGACUGCAUUGCACGCAAUGGCUCUCUCCCAUGCCUCAAUGGUGGUGUCUGCUUAGAUGGCAUCAACUCCUUCCGAUGCCAAUGCCCAAUUACACAUACUGGGCAAAGAUGCCAGAAAGCGAAAUCCCCGAGGUUUGACCUUCGUUUCCAUGGCGGAAGUGGCUCUUAUUUGAGUUACAUGAACUUCAGCAGUGUACCGGUGGUUACAGUAGCAAGCUGGGUGCGUUUCCUCGGAAAGACCUCGGCUGGCACAUUCUUAAUGCUAACAAACAUGGUCAACACAUCAUAUCAUGAUAUUUUGUUUGAAAUCCAAGAUAGAUUCGUACGAUUUACUCCAUCGAGUGGCAGUCGGGUGACUCAUCCGUUUACAAAGCCUUUGAAUGACGGUCUAUGGCACCACGUUAUUGUAUCAAUUGAACCAGCAACUGGAAGUGUGCAAGUCUACAAGGACAAAGAGGUUGUUUUUAACUCGAUUGAAAAUGGCAUGAAAACUAGAAAAUUAUUUGAACCAAAAGGCAUGCUAAUACUCGGUCAGGAAAUGUCGAACAUGGGUUCAGUUCUAAGCAACUCAUUUGCGGGUGAAAUUGGCCAGGUUGGCAUUUGGAACAGAGUCCUAAGCUCUGCUGAAAGAUCUGCCUUGACAGCAAACUGUUCUACAAACCUCACAGAUACACUGCGUUCGUGGAUUCACCUCAGUGGUUCCAAGGGACCCAAUGUUACAAUCGUGGAGCCAACAACUUGUGGUAGCAACACGUGCCCGCCAUCUUUCAUAGGCCAAUUCUGUGAGACUGAAAUUGACAAAGAACCACCAAAGGUUGUCAGAUGCCCAAAUGUGACCCAAGUGGUAACACCAAACAGAGUAUCCGUUGUCACAUGGACAGAGCCUAUUUUCAGUGACAAUAAAGUGGUUGCUACCAUCACCACUUCUCACCGCUCCGGAUCUUUCAUGGCUUGGGGAGAUUACAUUGUUACCUAUGUUGCAAGCGAUGCUUCUGGCAACUCUGCAUCCUGCACUUUUGAACUUUAUGUCAUGCGCUACAUGUGCCCACUCUUGAAGCCCCCGCGAAACGGCGCUGCAUUUUGUGGAAGCUGGGAUUACGGUAGAUUUUGUGAUGCAAAAUGUUAUCCGAACCACGCAUUUGCAGUGCGUUACCCUCCAUACUAUUCUUGUGGCCAAAGUGGAACAUGGAGUCAUGGCCCACCCUCAUACCCAGAGAAUCCACAGAAUUUACUACCUGCCUGUGCAGCAACUGCAUCUGCAACAACGGCAACGUCAAACAGAGUAACUUAUUCAGCCAGCUCAUGUAAUGCACAAUUCAUCGCACAAUUCCGAAGAGAAUUUGAAGCCAAAAUCCAAACGAUUCAGAAAUAUUUCCCUAUUUGUGGAUCUAGCUGCGAUUUCAGCCAGAUAAGCAUCAAAUGUGACGGUGUAUCGAGACGGCGAAGAAGCACGGGUGGCUCGGCGGCAACAAUUACAGUAGACUUCCCGGUGAACACCACCAGUGGAGAGAACUACACACAGCAAGUUCAGAGUGGUCUUAAAAACGGGCAGUUUAACAUGACGAUAUCGGUCAAUAACGUCACGAUCAAUUCCACAAACAACGACCUCAAAACAACUGUGUCUACAAAGUGUCCCCAGGGAAGCAUCCUCCAGUCUCAAACUAAAAAAUGCAUUUUUUGCCCAGCUGGAACAUACCACAAUGUGUCAGGCAAUGAAUGUGUCGAUUGUCCCAUUGGCUUAUAUCAACAAAUGGAUGGUUGGACCAACUGUACAGCGUGUCCUUCUGGAACUACAACAUUCAAUGUUGCUUCCAAUCACAGCUCUGCCUGUAAAGAAAUCUGUACCGCUGGAAGUUUCUUUAACAUGACUGCAGACAGGUGUCAGCUUUGUCCUGAGGGAUUCUACCAGGAAAAUACUGGCAAAAUGCAAUGUGAUUAUUGCCCUAGUGGAAGGUCUUCUAGUCUUGGAGCCAAAAAUGUUUCUGAAUGUGUAGUGAAAUGUGGCCUAGGCUCUCAAUUAGCAACGGGUGAUGCAUGCCAGUUGUGUCCACGUGGAAGCUACAGGGACGCUGCGAAUCAAACGAGCUGUGUUUCUUGCCCGGUGACUGGAGGAGUUACAACAACAACAUACAUUCUAGGAGCUAAAAGUUCUUCAUCUUGCAAAGCUGUUUGUCCACGUGGAAAAGAAGUAUCGAAAGAUGGCAUGAAAUGUAUGGCUUGCCAAACUGGCUUGUACAGGGAGGAUCUGCUUUUGCCGCAUUGUAUUGCCUGUACAAGUGGAAGAACAACUAAAAUGCCAGGAAGUGUUUCUUCCAGCAACUGUAUCUCUCUGCAAAACACAAAGAAGGAAAGCGUAGGAAUCCGGUUCACAGGAGAAGUUUGGAAUUCCAAGCUGUCAGAUGUCAACAGUUCAGAAUUCAGAACUUUGGCAUCAAAAGUUUCCAAAGAAGUAGAGAAAAUAUAUGCCGCCGAAGUAGGCUUCUUGUCUGUCAAAAUCAACCAGUUCAGGAAUGGAAGUGUCAUAGCCUUUACUGAUUUGGUCUUCUCUACAUCAGUGUCCGACCCUCUGGGCAAGCUUAGAACUGCCAUAUCAUCCGGUUCUGUUGGAUCUCUGUCAGUUGAUUCUUCAUACAAAAUUGUUGACCACUGUAGACUGGUUGGCAAUUGUGGCGCGAAGCAGGAGUGCAAAAGCAAUGCCACCCACGGAUACUGCGCCUGUAUUCAAGGCUACUACAAGCCGUCUGCAUCAUCAACCUGCGAGGUCGACUGCACUCCCUCAUUCUGCUUAAACAGCGGCAAAUGUGAGCGUGGACCAAACUACAGGGUUUGUAGGUGUGCCAGUGGCUACUCAGGCAACAGAUGUGAAAAAGAAGGCAACAACGUUGGUCUGAUUGUAGGCUUAUCAGUGUCAGGCUUGCUUUUAGUCAUCAUUAUUGGAAUUAUCGCGUGGAAGAAAAAUCAACGGAAGUACCAUGUCAAUAAAGGGGUCCAGCUUGAUAACACAGCAAGUGCAAAAAAUUCACCUGACUAUCCAUUGAAGACUUAUUCGAAUCCAAGUGCUUAUGGUGAAGUCUCUAAUUCAAACCAAAGCACCCCAGCUUCAGUGCGAGCAUUCUCCAACAAGGUAGCCGUUGACAGUGUACAUGCCGACGAACAAGGUGCCCUGAAAGUAGACGAGAAAGACGUUUAAUGGGUUUACAGACUUUCCAGCUAUCUAAAAUCCCACUACUGUCAAAAGGAAACCAUUGAUUUACAAAUUGUUACUUUGUUUUCAAACAGGUUUGGUUUAUAUUUUCUAACAAUUGAUUAUAUCUUUGAUCUAAGAUCAUGGUGUGAAAUUUUUUAUUGUACGUUUCCACGUUGUAAUCUCCUUACUAGAUGUUUUCUACAUUUUUAGCUUUUGGCUAAUAAACUGUUCAGUGGUUAGAUA
Rhopilema esculentum is the source of this 10072-nucleotide messenger RNA. RefSeq lists its product as uncharacterized. Gene Ontology annotation, molecular function: calcium ion binding; protein binding. NCBI's taxonomy places the organism in Eukaryota, Metazoa, Cnidaria, Scyphozoa, Rhizostomeae, Rhizostomatidae. The record is from RefSeq and is a predicted model, not a curated record.